UGACGUCACACGCAGUUUGCUCACGAUGGCGGUGGAUUUGACUCCUCGGUUCAGAAGGUUGAACAGCCAGACGAGAAGUUUUCGUGAAAACCUACAACAUGCUUUCUCCGGGCCCUUCGGUGCAACCCAGCUGUGGCACAGCAUCAUCCAAGCCCUUCGGACCCAAGUGGAAGUGCGCCGCUGCCGGAGACACCUGCGCGUUCACGCCGAAUGUUUCGCGGGCUCGGACGCCGUGGACGCAGUUCUCAGCUAUUUGAUGCAGAACGUGGUGUUUUGCACAAGCGAAGUGUCUCGACUCAAAGCCGCCCGACUCUGCCAGGCUCUGAUGGAGGCCAAGGUCUUCGAGCCGGUGGGCACGAAGCUGUUUCGCAGAGAUAAAGAGGUGACCUUUGAGGACAGCGGCUGCAGCCUUUACCGUUUUCUGGAAUAUAAAGUGACCGGUUCCGCCGUGAAGGAGAGCCGCAGUGACACAGAAAACACGCCCCCGGAAAAGAACGAGAUCAAGAGGAAGAGAAGCUCGAGGCUGAAUGAACUGAGGACAAUCUCUAAUCCUCUCGCCGUCGGACCAUCAGACAGGAGGGUUGAAAGGCUGCUUAAGACCAUCAAUCUCCAGCCGUCAAUGUCUGCAUCUCUAAAUACAGCCCCAAAGACGUCUACCUUUCUGUCCAAAGCGGUUGUGGAUGAGGUUUGGAAGCAGCAGACGUUGUUGCAGUUGCUGCAGAUUGUAGAGUUGCCCAUGUUGGACUGCAUCCUCACCUCUCCUGAAAGGGUUCAGCCCAGCAGAGCUGCUCUGCCCAACCACGACCUGGUUAUCUCCAACACAUGCCUGGAAAGAGAGCUGCCUGAUGCCCUUAACCUGCCGCAAUUGGAUGCGUGGCUGUCGGUUGCAGCAGACUGCUUGGAGCUCUUUCCCGAUCAGCUGAUCGUGGUCGCGGGGGAACAGCUCAGCCAACGGCAUGGAAAUGCCAUCGUGGAGGAUGGCGCUGCAGAGCAAAUGGAAAGCCAGAAGCGACUGCUCUUUGACACUAUCGCCAAGUACUACAGUGGACAGGAAAAAGCUCCACUUCUGUCUGGACGCUACCUGGAUAUACAUGCAGCAAUCCUGAAUUUACUGGAUGAAGGGAAAGUGCAGGAUGCCACGAAGGCAUCUCAGCUGUGUUUGCGGCUGCUGGAGACGAGCGUGAGAGACGAACUGCGGAGAUUGCUGACCUUCAUGGCCACGGCCGCUGACCCAGAUGGUUGCCGUUUACAGAAACAGACUGAUAACAGGACCUUAGUCUGCCGCACUUUUCAGAGAGCACUUGUUCAGAAUCAAGAACUGACUCGAUCUCAGAGUGAAACCCUGGUGCUCUUUCUCAUGGAUAAUCACAAUGAGCUCUUUAAGACUCCUACAACCCUUAUUGAUGCUGUGAGGACAACACUGAGGACUAUGCAGCAGGGCAAAGACCCAGACUCCAUUGCCACGUUCACCUUCUGCCAGCAAGUGACUUCACAGGAGUACGAGGACCAGCGUGAGGCUACCACCCUGGAGAGCCUCAAACAACUCCUGCAUGACAUUUCCUCAAACGAGACCAUGCCUGUCAAGGAGAAAAGGAGGCUGCUCAAAGAGUUUGAAAAGCAUCACCCUGUGGUCUUCCUCCAGCAUUUCUCCAGCACGUUCUGAGUCGUACAACUAAGCGACACCGGUUUGACUCGACAGACGAAGUCGGUUCUGUAAUUUGGUUCGGAUUAAGUUCCUGCAGUCCCACCGCCAUGGAUGCCUUUUUAACUAAUACACUGUAAUUUAAUUCUCUUUUUAAAGACAACAGGUCAACUAUAUGUAAAUGAUUUUUGCACUAGUUUGAAGACUUUAAGUAUCGGAACUAUUGGGCGUAAUGAAGGUCUAUUUUUUUAACUAUUUUUAAUUACCCAUGUUGGUCUAACGUUACUAGAAAAGGUAUAAAAAGGCGAUAAAAGGGAUUAGUUAAAUAAAAUACAAUUUAUUCACUUAAUUAAUUGUUUUGAGGUAGCGGACAACUUGUGUACUAACUGACAGACCUUCUUUAGGUGUACGUGUUGUUAAGUUGACUGGGGCUUCACAGAGGUAACGUGGUGCACUUUUAGUAGGCGUUAAUCUUUCUACACAUCAAAUGAAAAAAAUCUGUUUUAUAGCAGCUAUUUUAGCGUUAGGGAAUUCACUGGAAGAGGCAACACUAAUGUUUUGCUGCGGUUUAAUACAUGAAGCAUUAAUCUUUGUUUAAAUAUUUUAACUUGAAAUUUAACACUAAAUGAAAACAUGAAGAGUAGAUGUAAGAGUAACUCAGGUUAUAAUACUUUUUAUUUUUAUUAUCAUCAUUAUUAUUGUUUGUAGUGCCAGUAACUUAGUAGAUCUAUUGUUUUCAUUUUACUUGAAAUACACACUUUUAUUAGACAAGAUGCAAGUCAGAUUUAAUCUGACUUGAUAUUAUUUUAGACUACUAAUUUAAACUGGAAAAUGUGCUGCCUUUUAUAAAUAAUGUUUCCUGAAACCAUGUUCAUAAAAAAAAAAGUAAUUGCAGUCAAUCUAAUUGAACAUCUUUGUCUCCUUUGUCAACAUCUUUUGCGAACACUGAAAUCAUGGUAGAACGCACUUUAUGAUGCUGGAACUUGCUUUACUGUUGGAAUAACGUGUCGAAUAAAAGUUGUUCCUCAAACGAGA
Molecule: messenger RNA, 2677 nt
Organism: Mugil cephalus (flathead mullet)
Lineage: Eukaryota; Metazoa; Chordata; Actinopteri; Mugiliformes; Mugilidae
Gene: depdc4
Product: DEP domain containing 4
Exons: 9
Coding region: 26-1663 (545 amino acids)
Biological process (GO): intracellular signal transduction
Source: RefSeq, a predicted model, not a curated record